This is a messenger RNA of Schizosaccharomyces japonicus yFS275, 875 nucleotides long. RefSeq names its product translin. The record is from RefSeq and is a predicted model, not a curated record. Gene Ontology annotation, cellular component: cytoplasm; nucleus. Lineage: Eukaryota; Fungi; Ascomycota; Schizosaccharomycetes; Schizosaccharomycetales; Schizosaccharomycetaceae. Gene Ontology annotation, molecular function: RNA binding; single-stranded telomeric DNA binding; microsatellite binding. Gene Ontology annotation, biological process: RNA metabolic process. The coding region runs from base 14 to 676 and encodes 220 amino acids. The transcript is spliced from 6 exons.
ACAUUGCAGCGAGAUGGACAUGUCAAUUUUUGAAAAACUCGAGCAACAACUAGCUCAGCAGGCUUCUAUUCGUGAUGAAAUCUCAGAAAUUGUUGAUCGUCUGAAUGAAAAAACGAAAAUCUUCUCUCUUUACAGAGCAAGCGUUACAGAACCUACGCAAUUGGAACUGGAAACAUUGAACACGAAACUCUUAGAUAUCAAAAAUGUUGUGAAAGAGCUUUCUGAAAAAACCUCAAAGUACUCCUUUUACAAGUAUCAUGACACGUGGUCUUUUGCUCUUCAAAAAGCCAUUACUUGUCUUCUGUCUGCAUCUUGGUCUGGCCUUGUGACCGACUCGCCUUCAGCUCCUUAUUCCAUUCUUACUUUGGAGCAAGUCGGAAACUAUUUUGAUGUUCCUGUUUAUCCGAACGAUGCAUCCUUCCACGUCGCCAUUGAGGAUUACCUCCAUUCCUUAGUUUCGUUUUGCUCCGAACUUUCGAGAGUUUCUGUCACUUCCGUUAUUCAUGGUAAAACAGAACUUGCCUAUAAAGUUUUGGAAACUAUCACCGCCGUUCAUACAGCCUUCCAGUCUCUUACACUCAAAAACGACUCCCUUCGUCGCCGUUUUGACGGUAUUAAGUACGACUUAAAACGUGCUGAAGAUGUUGUCUACGAUAUCAAAAUUCAUAAAAUCUAAGUACUAGUGAAUGAUAAAAGCCCUUUUUGUGCCGGACCUCCCUUUAAUUCCUGCAAUUGUCGGUUGUCGCACUUAAGCGACAAAGCCGAAACCUUAAAAUUUUAACGUUCACGUGAGUACUGAACGGACAGUAAAAUUGCCAUAUUCUGUCUAAACACGAACAGCAGUAUCGACGAUUUGAAGUGCUGUCUACAAAAAC